This is a messenger RNA of Medioppia subpectinata, 495 nucleotides long. Lineage: Eukaryota; Metazoa; Arthropoda; Arachnida; Sarcoptiformes; Oppiidae. The record is from the annotation of a GenBank genome assembly.
GAUUUUAAGACUUUUGUGGAUAUAGUGUUAGCUCUGGAAAAUCGCAAAGAAGUUCAGUCCAUAUACUUCUUGUUUUCAAUACUAGAUAUCAAAAGUCAACGGUUUAUCGAUUCGUUUACUAUUAACUACUUUUUUAAGGCAAUUCAGGAACAAAUGAGACUACAAGGACAGGAACCGCUUAACUUCGAUGACGUGUGUAAUGAGAUCUUCGAUAUGGUUCGACCCCUAGAGAUGGCAAAAAUCACAUUUGAAGACCUUAUUUCGUGCGGUCAGGCGGAGACUGUGAUGAAUAUACUGAUCGAUAUAAACGGUUUCUACGCGUAUGAGAAUCGGGAACAACAGUUAGUGGAAGUGGAGGCACAACAAGAAGAGGCACACGUUUGAAGGCUUGAUAAACACUUUUUAUUCAUUUUUAAAAACUCAUUAUUUUCUAUUGUAAAAAUAUAUUUAACAAUUUUAUACAUAUUUAUCACAAAUGAAUGGCUAUAAUAAAAC